Porites lobata is the source of this 1831-nucleotide messenger RNA. Lineage: Eukaryota; Metazoa; Cnidaria; Anthozoa; Scleractinia; Poritidae. The record is from the annotation of a GenBank genome assembly.
AUGAUAACCUGUGCUUUCUUCCUCACAUUGCUACUAAUUACAGUUUUUGGCGGCAAAAUUGAAGAGGAGGGCGCAAAUGUGCACAAAUCUAAAGAAAGCGCCAUUCGCAACUGUACUUGGAAAAAAUUAAGAGAAUCAGGCAGUAAUAACAUUAUUCAGGUAGAAGAAACCUCAGACUCAAGAAGAAGGUUUUCGAAUUUAAGAUUCAUCAAGCACAAUUACUUUUUAGAGAAAAGUCAUCAUGAUCAAACAGCAAGGCCUCCUGGGUGUCCUCCAUGCCGUAAGUUCUCACCAUGUUUUUCGUUUACACGGCGGCCUUAUCCUAAACACACGAAACUGUGUCGAAGUGCCAAUCGUGAGAGCUAAGAGAUGAGAUCAUUAUAUUUGCUUGGACUCAGCAGUGAGACUUAAUUACUUUAUAUCAUCUACAAUUUCUCGUUGAGUAUAUUGCAAGGAAUCUUCUCUUGCAGUUCUUAUCGACAAGUUUGUUUUUGCUCUCUUUUGACGGAUUGAUUGGUCGAUUGACUGAUUGAUUGAUUAAUUGACUGAUUGAUUGAUUGAUUGAAUGAAUGAUUAUUUUUUCUUCUUCUUAGCUCUUUUACGAAAGCCAAGUCCAUGUAAGUAAGAUAAGUAUACAUUUCUUUAUUUUGUUCACAAAUAUUCAUUUUGUUUCAUUCGGUCAGGAUCUGAUGGAGUAAAGGUCGCCAGAUACACUAUAGUAUGUGGUUUGACGUUACAUUUUCAGAGUGGUAUAUUUUGACAUCUUGUUUGUUUUCAGUUUGCAAUGCUGACAUGGACCUGGGAUUUGUGGUUGAAGCCUCAGCUAGCGUGGAAAGGCACGGGCAAGGAAAUUUUAAAAGGAUUCUUGACUUUGUGGAAUGGACUGUAGGGAAAUUUUCCAUUUCACCAACCAAAACGCGCGUUGGUCUGGUAACCUACGGUGCUAAAACUGAUUUAGUAUUUGAUUUUCAGAGGUAAAUAUUAAUUUAUUAAAUAAACAUUGUUGGGGUUUAGUUCAAUCUUUGUUCCCAAUUGGUAACUCAGCUACAAAUUCUUAUCUGGCACGAAAAGGCAUAUUUAAUUUUUGCGGUAUGCCAUACCGCAAACACAUCGGUUCACCUUCACCCGAUGUGUUAAAAGUCGGUACCAAUCGGGUAGACUUCCUACAAGUCGACCUCACGAGUUCUUUGCAAGCGAAGCGAGCUUUUGAGGUCGCGAAGCGACGAAGUUGCGAGAGGUCUUCGUCCCGCGCCAUAUUAAAUCGGACGAAGGACUUUUAUGAAAGUCUACCAAUCGGGCCAAGUUCCCUCCACUUCAUAUCAGUAGCAAAAAGUUCCUAUAAACCUGCGUUAGAUACCCUUUAUUUACAGAUUAUAUUAACGAAAUAGUGAGGGGGAGGCAGCGUGGCUGAGCGUUGGACUCGCAAUCCGGAGGUCAUGAGUUCCCGCAGUCCUGCGCAUGUUCGUCUGACCAAGAGGUGGAUUCUGGCGCAGAUUUUUCUCUUCUGCCAUUUUGUACAAAAGCCUUUAUCUAUAGCAUCUACCAUUCACAUGGCAAUAAGUGUACUUCAGGGCUAAGUACAGGUCUUUUGCAGGGAUUUACAAUUACACCACUUAACUCAAGUAAAAUUAUACUCGCAAGGUGGUUAGUGUACUUAUAUUUGGCGGCUUUGUAUCGUAUUUUCAGCCCACAGAGGAAAUCUGCUAUUGUGCGCGCUCUGCGGAAAGCUUCAAAGCAAAGUUUAACGAGCUCUAAUACCGGUUAUGCUCUCAGUAUGGCAGGAUACUAUUUAUUUGGCACGACAACGUCCAGGAUGUGCCUAAAAUUCUGA